Zygosaccharomyces rouxii is the source of this 2994-nucleotide messenger RNA. It is a transcript of the gene KAP122, whose product is annotated as Kap122p. The transcript has a single exon. The coding region runs from base 1 to 2994 and encodes 997 amino acids. NCBI's taxonomy places the organism in Eukaryota, Fungi, Ascomycota, Saccharomycetes, Saccharomycetales, Saccharomycetaceae. Gene Ontology annotation, cellular component: nuclear membrane; cytoplasm. The record is from RefSeq and is a predicted model, not a curated record. Gene Ontology annotation, biological process: protein import into nucleus.
AUGUUGUGGAAACUAUUUAAGGCCAAUCUUCUACAUCUAGUGAAAUUUUGCAAUCAGUAUGUGAAAGAUCCAUCGACAUGUGCACCUCUACUCAUUACAAUAAAAAAAUUGAUGUCUAAUUUAUCACUGAUCUUUACCAAUAUUAACGAGUUGGGAAAUGCAGAAACUACUGGUAAUGCGGUGACCCAUUGGAACAAUCCCAUAGAUACAUUAGUUUUGAUGCUUUCCCAUGAAGAACAAUUUGCAUCUGAAAAUUGGCAGGAUACUUUGCAAACUGAUGAACUGAUCCAUCGUCUGAUCAAUUCGCCGGUUCCAUAUAAUGGCUUGAUGCAAUUCAUUAAGACUUCUGAGUUGUGUAAUAAGUUGGUGCUUAUGUUCACUGAAAUUAUCGUGGAAGAUUUGACCAAGCUUCAAUCGAGAAAAGGUUCCAUGAGUAAAACGUACGAAGUUGUUCAUGAGCACUUAUACAUUUCUACUAUGGCUCUAAUUAAUGCUAAUUUAUCUGAAUGGCAAGUUUCUGAAGAUAUUCUUUACAAUUGUAUUGGAGCGUGGAUCAAUUAUAUAUCUAUGGCAAGGAACGUUUCCCCCCAUGGACGUAUGGAUUUGAGUGAAAUGUUUGAUAACAUGAUCAAUAGGAUGUGCCAAUCUAGUGAAGCUACAGAUGACUUUUAUCAAGCAGAAAAAAUUUUGAGCAUCCUUGCCAAUGUAUUUGCUAAUGAUCCUAUUAUUAUGGGCCAUCCUCAACGUGAACAACUUGAAGUUAUCUUUUUAGGUGUUUCGAGAACUGGAAAUGCCGAUUCCUCAAAAAACGAAUGGAUGUUACAAUAUAUGAACCAUUUAGUUACUAAUGAAAUGACUGAUGAUUUAAAAGAACUCGCUGUUUGUGUUGUAGAUUUUCUACAAGUUAACACUUUGGAUAUGUGCAAUAAACUAUUCACGGUGAUCUCAUCCUCACAAGUAAAUGGUGAAAAUUUACAACAAUAUGUCAAGGUACUUUUACAACUGACGAAUUUCCCAUUGGUACCAGUUUUACAGGAAUUUUUCUCCGUCAGAAUGGUUGAUUUUUGGUUGGAUUUAGCAGACUGUUAUUCCAAUACAAUUACGGAAACUUACACAGAACAGGCUCCACAAUUAGCCACGGAGAUUUUUCAACAGGUUGUCAAUAUAUACUUGCCCAAAAUUAGUUUACUGAAUAAACAGAAAGCUAUGGAAGCAGAAAGUGAUGAUACUGCAACGCACGAAUUUGAUGAUUUUAGAUCAGCCAUUGCGGAUCUAAUGGAAUCUUUAUGGUCCAUAUUAGGCAAUGAUAAAUUGACCAAUAUUCUGAUCACAGGAGUAGGUGAAAACACACUUUCUGCUGGGGGCGCGGGUAAUGUUGAUAUUUUUGAGAUUGAAGCGAUGUCUUUUCUACUCAAUACACUUUUAACCGAUAUGAAUUUAAGUGAAAGUCCUUGGAUCUGCGAUAUACUUGAUUCCUGUGAAUUUUUCAUUAGAAAUAUCCUCAUGUUGUUCCAGGUUGGAUGUGAGAGUCCUGCUGACUCCGUCGUAGCCAGAACGUUGAAACUGGACUUUGUUAGGACUGGUUCUUCAUUGAUAGGUACCAUGGCAGGUUAUUUCCAACAGUCGCCAUCUCAAUUGAGUACAUGCGUGGAUGCUCUUUUUCAAGGCUUGGAAAAAUGCACAGUUUCAGCUUCACCCGCCGAUAGUCAAUUAAAUGAUAAGAUGGAAGUAAUGAUUAUUAAGACAAUUUCUAUUUUGUGUGAUACUUGUCGUCACGAAUUGUCAUCAUAUUUGAUGCAGUUUAUUAAUGUGUUUAACACAAUAAUGAGACCAGAAUCCAACGUGUCUACUUUUACCAGAGAAAAAUUGACUAGAUCGAUGGGGUUUAUCAUUGAAUCACAAGUAGAAAAUGGACCUGAGAAGCAAGCUAAUUGCAUGUUGGAAGUGCUUAACACUAUAGAGAAUUAUAUUCAACAGGCAUUAAGUAUCCCUGAACCACCUUCGGAACAACAAAGAAGCUAUUUGCACUGCAUGCUGUCAUGUAUUUCAGAAUUGGGUACCGCUAUGAUUCAUUCAUCAGAUGUGGAAAAUGAGGCAUUUGUGCAAAGAAUCGCAGAAUUUCAAAACUAUUGGCAAUCAGAUCCGUUACAAAUUUCUUAUAAAGUGUUAAAUUUACUUCAAUUGGUUUUAUCAAAUCCUGCGUACGCUAAGGAUAUGGCAUUUGUGGAAGUUUCUUGUCUCAUCUUGGGUAAAGCACUGGGUUUACCCAACGAAGAUCCACAUUUUCUCAAAUAUUCUAUGAGCGACAUUAUGGAAUUCUUACUCAAGCAUAUUUCUACUACGGAAGUAGCAUUAGCGUUACCUUAUUACGUCUACCUUUUGGAAAAAUUGAUUAAACAUUAUAAAGAUCAGUUGUCAUCACAGGAUUUCGAUUUCUUGUUUGAGAAUUUCUUCUUCAAAUAUUAUCAAUCUGCCAUUUUACACGAUCCUGAUCUGUUACAAACUACAAUUAAUUUUGUCAAUAGCGUUUUGGACUCUAAACCUGGUUUAGUAGUACAUGGAACGUAUUGGACAUCCUUCUUAUUACCAGAGUUUGUCAAAUAUCUUUCUGCUAAGGAAAGGUUCACCAUUGUUGCAGUUACCAAAUUCUGGUGUAAAGUUAUUAAUAACAAAAAGUAUACCCGUGAAGACAUUGAAUUAACACAUCAUCAAUUCGUAUCAAUGGGUCAGGACAUUGUUUAUCAAGCAAUGUUUGGGUUAUUUCAUAGUCAAAGAUCAGACUUAAACAGUUAUACGGAUCUUUUGAGGACGAUAAUGGCAAAAUUACCACUACAAACUCCGAAAUGGCUCGUCACCGCUCUGCCAGCAAUUUCUAACAAUAAUGCAGCUCAUGAGAAAUUCGUCAGUAAAUUGUCAGUCACUAGGGGUAGUAGAGCUGCCAACAACGUAAUUCUUGAGUGGUGGCUGUCAUGCAAUGCUCUACCUAGCCUCUAG